This is a messenger RNA of Solanum lycopersicum (tomato), 669 nucleotides long. RefSeq names its product zinc-finger homeodomain protein 11-like. Gene Ontology annotation, biological process: regulation of DNA-templated transcription; regulation of developmental process. Gene Ontology annotation, cellular component: nucleus. Lineage: Eukaryota; Viridiplantae; Streptophyta; Magnoliopsida; Solanales; Solanaceae. Gene Ontology annotation, molecular function: transcription cis-regulatory region binding; DNA-binding transcription factor activity. The record is from RefSeq and is a predicted model, not a curated record.
AAAAUCUCUAAACCGGCGUACAACGUACAUACAUAUAUGCUUUUAUCAUAUAUGUAGUAAGACUUGUAGAGAGGCAAAAGAGAAAAAGAAAAAAGAGAGAGAGAAAAUGCAAGGAGACAAAUCAAAUGACAUUUACAGAGAGUGUUUAAGGAACCAUGCAGCCAGCCUUGGCAGUUAUGCCACUGAUGGCUGUGGAGAAUUCACACUUGAUGACACCAACACUUCACCCGGAGGCAGCACCAGUUUAAACUGUGCUGCCUGCGGCUGUCACCGUAACUUCCACCGCAAGUUCAGUUGCGGUGGAAGUUACAGCAACAACAGUAGCCGCGAUGAUAGAGAAAUCAUCGCGGCUCAUGAUUACCGUCUGGCGACUACUGAAGAGUCGCCAGCGGUGUCAGAGAGGAGCGGUAAGAAGAGGUUUAGGACGAAGUUUACGGGAGAUCAGAAGGAGAAAAUGCUGGCAUUUGCGGAGAAAUUGGGAUGGACGCUGCAAAGGAAAGAUGAGGAAAACGAGACUGAGAGAUUUUGCAGAGAGAUAGGGGUAAGUAGAAAGGUGUUUAAAGUAUGGAUGCAUAAUCAUAAGAAUAAUUCUUCCUCUGUAUCCAGUACUGUUACUGGCAAUAAUGCAUCAUCUCUUACUCAAUAAAAAGUCUAAUUUUAAUUUUUUAA